This is a messenger RNA of Eutrema salsugineum, 2311 nucleotides long. Its product is annotated as nuclear intron maturase 2, mitochondrial. The record is from RefSeq and is a predicted model, not a curated record. Gene Ontology annotation, biological process: mRNA processing. Lineage: Eukaryota; Viridiplantae; Streptophyta; Magnoliopsida; Brassicales; Brassicaceae.
CUGAAACCUUAAGGUUUGGGGGUUUAACGAGGGUUACCAGUCUCUACCAUUUCUCUGAAGAAGACGAAGCUUCCACCAAUUUUUCAAUUAAUUCGUCUCUACUCAUUUUCCAUCACCCAAAAUGCGUCGAAGCUUCUCCAUUAUAGGUCCUUGCAAAUGGCUCAAACAUUCUUCUGCUUGUAGCAACGUUUACUACUUCGUCACCAACCCACUCACUUCUAGACCUAACGGCUCUCCAAUUUUCCGAUACCUCUCCUACUUCGCGCCUCAGCGACGACAACAACAAUCCCCAGAUCCCGAUGAUCCAGCCAAUCUUUUGAAAGAAGACGGAGUUUCGCUCUGUUCUCAGAUGUGGCUCGAGAAUUUCAAAGAGCCAGACAAAACCGCGACCAAUUUAGCCUCGUAUCUCCGAAGAUUUGAGUUAUGGGUAUUAGCUUAUCAGAAAGUUUGCUGUGACGAAUUAGGUGCUUAUAUGCCUCGUAGCUCCAUUCAGAGAUCAGCUUUAGAGAAUCUGUUAGCUCUGAGAAACUCUGUUCUCGAUGAUCGGUUCAAAUGGGGAGCUCGUUUGGAUUUCUACAUAAAAUCUCCUAGGGAUAAAACUGAUUACGAGUCUUUGUCUAAGAGGAAGAUCAAAGCGAUUUUGACUACUACACAACCAGCUCCGUUUCAGGAUAAGAUAGUGCAAGAAGUGUUGUUGAUGAUAUUGGAACCGAUUUACGAGUCUCGGUUUUCUCAGAAGUCGUUUGCGUUUAGGCCAGGGAGGACUGCACACACGGUUUUGAGAGUGAUUCGGAGGAACUUCGCUGGUUACUUGUGGUAUGUUAAAGGUGAUUUGAGUGUUGUUUUGGAUGGAAUGAAAGUUGGUUUUGUGAUUAGUUCUUUGAUGAGAGAUGUUAGAGACAAGAAAGUGAUCGACUUGAUUAAAUCCGCGUUGGUUACUCCGGUGGUAACGAGUAAAGUUGUGGACGGAGAGAAGAAGAAGACGACGAAGAGAAAGUAUCAGAAGAAACGUGUUCUGGCUGACGAUGAGCCAAAGCCUGAUCCUUACUGGUUAGAGACUUUCUUCGGUUUUGCUCCUGAAGAAGCUGGGAAGUCUCCGCAAUGGGGACAUUGUGGGAUUCUUAGUCCUCUUCUUGUUAACGUGUGUCUCGAUGAGCUUGAUCGUUGGAUGGAAGCGAAAGUGAAAGACUUUUACCGUCCUUCUAAAACCGAUGUUAUAUGGAACAACCCGGAGGGAGAAGCUGACCAAGGAAACACCUCGUGGCCUGAGUUUGUUCCCACGAGCGGUCCAGACAAGACAAGGAAAAUGGAUUAUGUUAGAUACGGAGGUCAUAUACUGAUCGGAGUGCGUGGACCUCGAGCUGAUGCUGCGACGUUGAGGAAAGAGCUGAUUGAGUUUGUUGAUCAGAAGUAUAUGCUUAGGCUCGACAACGAGAAUCUCCCCAUUGAACAUAUAACCAAAGGUAUAAUGUUUCUUGAUCAUGUUCUGUGUCGUCGAGUUGUGUAUCCGACUUUGAGGUAUACUGCGACGGGAGGGAAGAUCAUAAGCGAGAAAGGCGUGGGAACGCUUUUGUCCGUUACAGCGAGCUUGAAGCAAUGCAUUAAACAGUUUCGUAAGCUGAAUUUUAUAAAAGGAGAUCGUGAUCCUGAUCCACAACCUUGCUUUAGAAUGUUCCACGCCACUCAAGCUCAUACGAACGCGCAGAUGAAUAAGUUUCUGACUACAGUUGCUGAGUGGUAUCGGUUUGCGGAUAACCGGAAGAAGAUUGUGAAUUUCUGUUCUUAUAUUAUCCGUGGUUCGCUUGCUAAGCUUUAUGCUGCAAAGUAUAAGCUUAGAUCACGAGCCAAAGUUUACAAGGGAGCUUCUCGGAAUCUGAGCCGUCCGUUGAAGGAAAAGAAAGGUCUUUCACCGGAAUAUAACAAUCUCUUGAGGAUGGGUCUUGCUGAAUCUGUUGAUGGACUUGUUUAUACAAGAAUGUCUCUUGUUCCGGAAACUGAUUACUCGCCUUUCCCGGGUAACUGGAGGCCUGAGCACGAGAAGUUUUUGAUCGAGUACUUGAUGCUUGAUGAGCCAAAGACCUUAGAAGAGCAGAAGAGAUUUAUUAGAGAGAAUGGACUUGUUUCGCCUCAAGAUUACACAUCGAUGUUGGUUUGGAACUAUAAAAGAAAUGCUGUACCGAUGGAUCAGGUUUCGAUUCUAAAGGAUCAACCUUUCUUGUUGGGAUCAUCAAGUAACUACAACGACGAUGAUCAGAAGAUUAAAGAAGAAGAUGAAGAUAGCGACGAUGGGCUUCACAUUGCACGCAUGUAA